AUAAUCAGAAGUCAGUUGAAAAAGAACCGUCAUAGAGUAAAGAUUCUGUUUUCGUGAUAUUUUACCUCAUAAGAGUUUUGUUUUUAAGAUUUUUUUUAUUAUGUGUUCUAGUUCUGACAGUUGGCUAUGCCAUAAGUGAUAUAAGAAGAAGAAUAAUCAGUAUAAUACAAUUUUAAAAAAAUAUUUUUAGUAAUAAUAGAUGCCAAGAAGUGGAAAGUAAAUAAAAAAAAAUGAAUGAUAAUAAUAAUGAACAAAUUUAUAUUUACGAAAUACCUUAUUUCAUUCGUAUGGAAUUAUGUGGAGUCUUAAAUCAGAAUGACAAAUGGGAAGAAUUAGGAAUAGGAAUGCAAUUUAACUUCGAUGUUGUGAAUGAGCUUCGAAAAGAGAGUAACCCAACUGAUGCGUUACUAACUAAGUGGAGUCAAUAUAACCACAAAAUAUUAGAACUCUUUAUUCUUUUAUCAAGAAUGCAACAUUAUCAGGCAAUGAAUAUUUUGAGGCCAUUGGUCGAUCCAAAAUAUCAUCUUCUUAUAGAUAAAGGAGAGGGAAAUUUGCGAAAAAAAGUUAAAGAAAAAUUGCAUAAAAAGACAAAGGAGAACGAUAUGAGUAUUGAUACAAAAAAUUUCAAUAAUGCUUCCCCCACUCAAAAUCUUAUUCAAAAAGUCGUAUUAAGAAAUACUGAUGAUGAAGAAUGGCGUAAAAUAAUAAAUGAACCGAAGAAAUUUAUGAGUCCGCCUCAUCCUCAGAGUUAUUCGAAUAAUCUUUUACAUGAAUCUUCGAUUGAUAAUAAUUUACCUCUAGCAAUGUAUGAUGAACUUACAAUUGGUACUGAUAAUUGGAAUAAAAUGAAUAUUCUUGGAAAAGGUGGAUUUGGAAUAGUUUACAGAGGUGUUUGGAAACAUACUGAUGUUGCAAUAAAGAAAAUAGAACGUCGCUGUGGAAAGUCUGACGAGAGCUACGCAACACAACUUCAACAAUCUUUGAGGGAAAUAAAAAUUUUAAACUCACAUCCCCAUGAUAAUAUAUUGGCCUUAUAUGCAUACAGUUUAAAUGGAGAUGCGCCUUGUCUCUUGUACCAAUUAAUGCCUAAUGGAUCUUUAGAGGAUAGAUUAUUAAGAAAGCAAAAAACGGAACCACUGUCAUGUGGAAAACGAUACAAUAUUGCCAUUGGAACAGCAAGGGGUUUACAGUAUUUACACACUAUUGGAGGCAAGCCUUUAAUUCAUGGAGAUAUUAAGAGUGCCAACAUUUUAUUGGAUAAAUAUUUUGAGCCGAAAAUUGGAGAUUUUGGUUUAGCUAGAGAAGGACCAAAGGAGGAUUCCAUCAAAGUUGUGAGUAAAAUCUUCGGAACCAGGCCAUAUCUUCCUGAAGAUUUCAUUUCCAGUAGAAAUCUUUCAACUAAAAUUGAUACUUAUAGUUUUGGUAUCGUUAUUUUUGAACUGGCAACUGGAUUACCUGCCUAUGAUCACAAUAGAUCGGAAUGUAAAUUUUUGAGAGAGUUGAUGAAUAAAUGGGAAGAUAAAGAGAACUAUAUUUUAAUGGAUAAAAUGGCAGGUUAUAAUCAUGUAACCUUUACUUAUUUAGUAACACUAGGAAAGUGGUGUACAAAUAAACUCGCACAAAAUAGACCCGAAAUGGACCAAGUUUAUAAAAAUUUGAGUGAUUCUAAAAACAGAUUUUUUAUUCUUUCAAGGUAGAUUUUCGAAGUGUAAAUGUUGUGCUGUACUUUUGUCUGGAUUAAUCUCAUAUGCUGUUAAGUUUUCUGUUAUAUGUGACAUCUACUUUUUAAAAUAAAAACACUAUUUUGUUUAA
Leptopilina heterotoma is the source of this 1812-nucleotide messenger RNA. Its product is annotated as serine/threonine-protein kinase pelle-like. NCBI's taxonomy places the organism in Eukaryota, Metazoa, Arthropoda, Insecta, Hymenoptera, Figitidae. Gene Ontology annotation, molecular function: ATP binding; protein kinase activity; protein binding. The transcript has 4 exons. Gene Ontology annotation, cellular component: plasma membrane. Gene Ontology annotation, biological process: signal transduction; protein phosphorylation. The coding region runs from base 231 to 1697 and encodes 488 amino acids. The record is from RefSeq and is a predicted model, not a curated record.